GUAGACUUCAACCUUUCAGACGCGUCGGGAGCUCGUUCUCGCAUUAUUUACCAUUUACCAUUUACCUACCUCCUCUAUCUUUGAAGUUUCCUCCACACUCGUUGAAAACAAGACAUUGCUCCCCAUCACCUUGCUUAGACGUCCUCCCGCUAUCCUCUUUUCUAGAGCUCUUUCAAACACCCUUUGCUCUGGUUAUUUCCUCCACAAUGCUUCGUCGACCGCCCACCACGCUGUCGCUCACGGCCGAGGACAUAGCCGCAUACGAAGACAGAAGGUAUGAGCAACUACAAGCCCAGGCUCAAGCCCAUGCGCAGCUGCAACCCAGGUCACAACCAGCACAUGCCCUUAUGAGCCGACACCCACGCACCCGUCUCUCUGCAAUGGACACAACGACCUCGUCGCCGAAUGACAGCACGGACGAAGCUAUGGAGGACGUCGCGGCUCCCGCAGCCGAUCUUGACGACGAUGACGACGAGGAAGAACAGGAGGACGGAGAAGAAGACGAUGACGAUGAUGACGAUCCAUUUAGUACACGCGGUGAUCUCCGUGCCGCUGGAGGAACAGGGCGACCCAUGUCUCCCGGCGCCAGACGUAGCGCCUACCUUAGCCAGAUGCGCGCUCGAGGUGGCAGACACGGGCGCUCACAAUCACAUACGCACACUACUUCUAUCCCAACAUCAACCUCCACCUACACAUCGGCGGCACCUUCGCGCGCUCAGCGCAUUAUGGGCUCCGCAUCGGCGUCUGCGCUGCCUUCUGCGCCCACCUCGGGCCAGAGUUCGCAGGUACCCGCGCACCUACAACAGACGCCCGUACAAAAUACGGCACCAGGUGGCACCACGACAACCCGGGCUGGGGCUGGGCGCGCCGGACGACAAGCCAGCGAGCCACCUCCCGCGCCUACACGUGUGACGCGCAGUCGGGACGAGCGGAUCGGAAUAGCCCCCGGGCCACGACCGGCAGACACGGGGCCAGGAGGUGCUGCAGGACCGACUAUGAGACGGCGAUAGAGUCGCUGGCACUCAAAUGUCGCAGCACACGGCUAUGGAGAUGAGGCGUAUAUACAGAUGCAAGGCCUUGCGCAGGCAGCGACACCAGCAGCGGCAGCCACUCAGCCACAAGCACAAACAGAAACUAGCUCACUAACAGCAACAACAACAACACCGUCGUCGCCGGAAGAUAUUCUAAUGCACCUUGACGGACACGCCAAGGAGGAAGACAUGCUCUGGGACCACGACUACGUCUACACAGCGGACUUGCAAGUCGAGGAAGCACAUCCCUGGGACGAAGCCGACAUCGAAGCAGGCUCACCCGCGUCCUCGCACCAGCGCCGGCGGAUGCGCGCACACACAAUGCGUCUGAGAGGGAACGCGGGGAUGUACACUCCC
Xylaria bambusicola is the source of this 1388-nucleotide messenger RNA. RefSeq lists its product as uncharacterized. Gene Ontology annotation, biological process: anaphase-promoting complex-dependent catabolic process. The record is from RefSeq and is a predicted model, not a curated record. Bases 207 to 1010 code for a protein of 267 amino acids. The transcript has a single exon. NCBI's taxonomy places the organism in Eukaryota, Fungi, Ascomycota, Sordariomycetes, Xylariales, Xylariaceae. Gene Ontology annotation, cellular component: anaphase-promoting complex.